This is a messenger RNA of Myiozetetes cayanensis, 1498 nucleotides long. RefSeq names its product keratin, type I cytoskeletal 19. The record is from RefSeq and is a predicted model, not a curated record. Gene Ontology annotation, molecular function: structural molecule activity. Lineage: Eukaryota; Metazoa; Chordata; Aves; Passeriformes; Tyrannidae. The transcript has 8 exons. The coding region runs from base 7 to 1257 and encodes 416 amino acids.
CUCGCCAUGGCCAGUUACAGCUUCAGGCAAACCAGCUCCUCUGUGGUGGGGGGGCCCUUGGGCUCCUCGCUGCGGUUCGGCAGCUUCAGGGCCCCCAGCAUGCACGGGGGGUCCGGUGGCAGGGGCGUCUCCGUGUCCUCGGCCAGGUUUGUCUCCUCGGGCCUGGGAAGCGGCCUGGGGGGAGGCUACGGAGGCAGCUUCAGCAGCAGCUUUAGCUAUGGGGGCGGCCUGGGAGGCGAUGGGCUCCUCUCGGGGAACGAAAAGGCGACCAUGCAAGGCCUGAACGACCGCCUGGCGUCCUACCUGGAGAAGGUGCGAGCGCUGGAGGAGGCCAACGCCGACCUCGAAACUAAAAUCCAAAACUGGUACCAGAAGCAAGGGCCGAGCCCCACUCGGGACUACAGCCCUUAUUUCAAGACUAUUGACGACCUCCGAGACAAGAUCCUUGAUGCCACCAUUGACAAUGCCAGGAUUUUGCUGCAGAUUGACAAUGCCAGGCUGGCUGCCGACGACUUCAAAACCAAGUUUGAAACCGAGCAGGGACUUCGCCAGAGCGUGGAGGCCGACAUCAACGGCCUGCGCCGCGUCCUGGACGAGCUGACCCUGUCCAGGGCCGACCUGGAGCUGCAGAUCGAAGGGCUGAAGGAGGAGCUGGCUUAUCUGAGGAAGAACCACGAGGAGGAGAUGAGUGCCCUGAGAGGACAAGUAGCCGGCCAGGUCAGUGUUGAACUGGACUCUGCUCCAGGCAUUGACCUGUCCAAGAUCCUGGCGGAUAUGAGAGACCAGUAUGAACAAAUGGCUGAGCAGAACAGGAAGGAUGCUGAGGCCUGGUUCCACAGCAAGACCGAGGAGCUGAACCGGGAGGUGGCCAUUAACACCGAACAACUGCAGAGCAGCAAGUCCGAGGUCACCGACCUGAGGCGCAGCCUGCAAGGGCUGGAGAUCGAGCUGCAGUCCCAGCUCAGCAUGAAAGCGGCCCUGGAAAGCACCUUGGCCGACACCGAAGCGCGUUACGGGGCGCAGCUGGCGCAGAUCCAGGGGCUGGUUGGCAGCAUCGAGGCACAGCUGGCGGAGCUCCGAGCCGAGAUGGAGCGCCAGAACACCGAGUACAAGAUCCUCAUGGAUAUCAAGACUCGGCUGGAGCAAGAGAUCGCGACCUACAGGCAGCUGCUGGAGGGCCAGGAGUCGCAGAUGUUUGGCUCCCUUUCGGGAACUGCUGACAAAAGAGACAAGAUGGGAGGUGGAAAACAGCACUGAGGAUCCCCAAAAGAUCAUCUGCAAAGUGAGAAAAGACAGACAGCACACAGAGAUUGAGACGGAGAGGAAUCACUCUGAACCGCUGGAAACGACUUUUAAAGCACAGAAAGUUCUUGGGCACACAAAGUUUGGGCAGAUUCACUCCCAAACUGGUGAUUAAGUUGCAAACAGAGUCAACUUUGCAAUUAUUUCUAGGUCUUGCAUGUACUGAAUUGCUGCAUCUACUCAAAUAAAGAUGAUC